Messenger RNA from Clarias gariepinus (North African catfish), 2990 nucleotides. RefSeq names its product immunoglobin superfamily, member 21a (gene igsf21a). Gene Ontology annotation, biological process: homophilic cell-cell adhesion; heterophilic cell-cell adhesion. The record is from RefSeq and is a predicted model, not a curated record. Bases 276 to 1682 code for a protein of 468 amino acids. The transcript is spliced from 10 exons. Gene Ontology annotation, cellular component: adherens junction. Lineage: Eukaryota; Metazoa; Chordata; Actinopteri; Siluriformes; Clariidae.
GGGAGGGAGCUGUUUCUCUUCUCUCCAUCAUCUCUUCGGUUUAUUCCCCACUCACCGUUCCUCAUUCGCGUCUUAUUUGAACUUCACGUUCCUGCUUCCUCUUCUUCUCCACCCCCCCACCCACCUCCCGGUUUAAGUUGGAGCGCGUGAUGAGCGCUUGGGUUGCAGCCGUAGCCGCCCGCGCGCCUCUGGAUCGGUGCAACGGAGCACGCGGACAGCAGCGGAGCCGGGCCGUGAUGUGAAACGCCAAUGGAGUUAGGGAUUUAUGACAGAACAUGGGGAAGAUGAGCGUCCUGUCGCUGUGUUUCCUCUUGUGCGCCGAUCUACUGGAUUUAGCCUUCGGGUAUUUAACAGUCACGAUAGAGCCCUUACCACCUGUUGUUGUGGGAGAAACGGUGACGCUGAAGUGCAACUUCAAGACUGACGGCAGAUUGCGAGAGAUCGUUUGGUACAGGGUUACAGAUGGAGGCACAAUCAAGCAGAAGAUUUUCACAUAUGAUGCCAUGUUUAAUACCAAUUACUCUCACAUGGAGGACUAUCGCAGGAGAGAGGACCUGGUGUAUCAGUCAACAGUCCGGCUCCCAGAAGUGCGAAUUUCAGAUAAUGGGCCUUAUGAAUGCCACGUGGGCAUCUACGAUCGGGCCACCCGGGAAAAAGUGGUCCUGGCAUCAGGGAAUGUCUUUCUCACAGUUAUGUCGCCGCCGAACAACAUCUCAGUAGUAGCAGAGAACACACCAGCGCCGUUCAGCCGCUACCAAGCCCAGAACCUCACUCUGAUAUGCACUGCCAAAGGAGGCAAACCUGCACCAUCGGUAUAUUUCAAGCGAGAUGGUGAGCUGAUUGAAGUGAUCUCCUACGUCUCGCCAACAGCAACUGAUGAAGGAGGAGGUGCAUUGGGCGUGCGCAGGGCAAGACCUCUGCUCAGCAGGGAUCUGGAUGAGACCAAAAUGCAGAAAUCACUGUCUCUGCUUGGACGGCUCUAUACAGAGAGUCCGAGACGGAGUUACGCGGCCAGGCAAACGCGUUACGAGACCAGUCCGGCUACAGAGGCCAUCCCAGAGACGGUGGUGAGCCGAGAGUUCCCACACUGGGUUCAGAGUGCCGACCCGGCGUACUUCUUUAGCAAUGCCCACCUUCCUCAGAGUGAUGGUUCUGUGACCGUGCAAGCCAAGCUCACGUGGAUCCUGAACCCUCAGAUGGACAAUGAUGCCCUGUUCAGCUGUGAGGUUAAACACCCAGCCCUCUCCAUGCCUAUGCAGACAGAGGUCACAUUGUCUGCCCCUAAAGGUCCGAAGCUUACCAUGACCCCAAACAGGGCAAAAGUUGGAGACACAGUGCGCAUCAUAGUGCAAGGAUUCCAGAACGAGGUGUUCCCAGAGCCGCUGUUAACCUGGACGCGAGUGGGUGGACGUCUGCUAGAUGGCAGCAGUGAGAGGGAGGGCAGGGAGCUGGUGCUGGAGCGGGUGCCUGCAGAACUCAACGGCUCCAUGUACCGCUGUACAGCGCAGAACCCACUGGGUUCUACUGAUACACACACACGUCUCAUCGUUUUCGAAAACCCAAGCAUGAUGAAACACCCACAGAUUCAAAACAGUGGGGGUUCCAGUUUGCACGCGCACAGAGUGAUAUGGAUGAACCUCGUCCUCGUAUUGUCUAUCAAAGUGACAUGUGCAUUCAAAUAAAAACUGAGAGAUUGAAUAUAGUGAAAGAAUAUAUAAAAAAAUAAAAAAACAACUGCCCACACCUACGUGUCCGUCCACGCUGACCAAGCACAUACUACUGUCCCACCCUGGCACAUUUUUUGGACUGUCUUUAGAGGAUACCUGCAACAUCGCCAGGAGUUGCCACGUUCUCGCAUUCUUUUUCUUUUUUUUUUUUUUGUAAGAACUUGAUAAUGAGAUGUGUGAUUAUAACUACAAAAACAAAAGAUAUUCCUAUUAUAAGAAGAAGCUUCACCUAAAGUAUUGUCCAUGCCUCAUUUUUUUGUCUUUUAUCUCGGUAAAAAGAAAAGAUACAAAAUGUAAAAAAAAAAUAAUAAUAAAUCUCUGGGCUUUUUCCUUCUUUGAGCCGAACUCAUGAUGUCAUUGUGGUUGUCGUGGACUGCGAUAUGAACAAUAAAGACUAAAAAACAAAAAGACAAAAACAAUAAUCGCUGCUCCACCCAUGUACAACUACACUCCACUCGAGCACAAACAUCCUCUUUUGGACACCAUUUUUUUUCUCCUUUGGGAUGGGAUAUUGUUUUCUCCAUUUAUUUUUUUGGUCUUGAAUGGCUCAUGGCUGGAAUGGACAAAAAAGACUUCUAAAAGACAAAAAGCCCUGUGAACUGGUGGGAUUUUAUUUGAGAAGUAAAACAGAAGACCCUCUUUUUAAAUGUAUUUUGUGUACAUCCGUGUAAAUACUGAGAGGUAUAUUAAAAAGAAAAAAAAUUAAAUUCAGAGUUAUAAGGGGGUUAUGGGGUGAUGGGUGGGAGAUUAGCAAAGCUUUAUUGCUUACACAUGUUUGGUCAUCCCCAGUUCAGUAACACCAUCAUUAAGGAAUCAUAACAAAUGAAUUUUAUUCAAGGACCGUAAGUAAAAAAUAGAUUUCCCUUACUCUGAUUUAAUGAUCCCUUAAACCUGUGCAUCAUGAUGGCAGGAUUGAAAGAAGAGGAAAACACAUCCUUAACAUAGUGUACGUCUGGCUCUCUUCUCCAGGUUGUGGUGCAUGUGACGUUUGGCGAUUUCUCCUCCUCUGCGUCUGUUACGGUGGCGGCAUCGUCACCACGCUCUGCUCUCACCCACCUGUUCUCCCCCCCCCUUUUCUUGUUGCAUAAUAUAUUCAGUGACCUGCAUCGUGUACAGUAUGUAACUCUCUCCUAACAGGUACCGUUAGGAUCAUGUUAUUCACCGUUUAUCACCGUCCUCCCGUUUCUCUGUUCCUCAAAGGAGUGUAAACAGAGUUGUUGUAUUUGUUUCAUAUCACCUGUAUUAAAACAUGGAGAUGAUCAA